This is a messenger RNA of Talaromyces proteolyticus, 1477 nucleotides long. RefSeq lists its product as uncharacterized. The transcript is spliced from 2 exons. The record is from RefSeq and is a predicted model, not a curated record. Bases 247 to 1020 code for a protein of 257 amino acids. Lineage: Eukaryota; Fungi; Ascomycota; Eurotiomycetes; Eurotiales; Trichocomaceae.
AACAGCUUUGUCAUCUUCCAGCAUUGCCAUUGCCCAACAUCGCCUUCCAUAUCCAACAGUGUUCUUGAGUAUAUGUACAGAUUUGUUUUCAAAACCUAUGGUAGCCACACGAUCCACUCAAGCAAAUGAGGAUGGUAUCUUAGUUACACAUCCUUUCGGUAAAUAGAUUGUCCCGCAUCAGGCCGGUAACGGUAUCAAAACUUAAUACGAGAAUACGAAACUCAUCUGAGCCAGAAGUGCAGCACAAUGGCCCUAUCUGCUGCUCAGCCAGAGUACACAUUUAUCAAUCUGACUGACAACCCGGUCAAGAACCGAGAUGAACGCCGCAGCUUUGUCCGCCGGGCGGUUAUGUCAGACUACCACAAGCGGCGGAAACGAUACACGAAUUCUCAAGAUACAAUUUUGAGCCAGCUGAGAACACGAACUUUCCUUGGGGAGUCAGGAGCAGAGUCAGGCCACUCAGAGUCAGUCAGGUUUGAGGGAGCAAUCAAUGACUCGAGUGAUACAUAUAUAGCCCGGUCUCUGACUCCGUUGGAACAGUUCUCAGUAGGCUUAUUCCAGCCAAAGUACUGGGCGGACCCUCAGCAUGCUCAAAUGAGCCGGCUUGUCACGGGUUUUCUAUGUGGCCAAACAAUUAAAGCUGCACAGGACAUGUCAUACGUCGCCUUUAUACAUCGGAAGUUCCAAGGUGCUUGUAAGGAGUUUGACACGAUCAAUAAUCCAUUGAAAAGUUGUGGAGUACUUCUUCGCGCCUUUGCCAGCGGCAGUUCAUCCGCAGAUCUAUACUGUGCUGCAUUGUGGGAUAUAGUGCACGAGCAGCAGGAAGAGAUAUAUAAACAGAUCGAGACGCUCGGCAAGUGGGAACUAUUAUCGGCUAGCCAGGCGAUCACCCUAUAUAUUCUGCUGUGGUUGAGAAUGAGAAGAAGGAACGGUAAAUUUGCCCAUGGCAACAUUGCUCUGCUAUUCACACUUGGAGUAAGAAGCCCUUGGGUACAUUUUCUAUCCAUGUGCAGCGACUAAUAGCUCGUCAACAGAAAAUAUUCAAGUUCCUUACAAGUCAGCAUUUACACACCGAUACAAACAGCUCGACGCUACGUCCAGUUCACAAUUGGAAAGACUGGGUCUUUCAAGAGUCGUGCUUUCGUGUGGCAACCGUGUACUUUAUCCUUACCCUCAUCGUAGCCACGGAUAUUGGCUUUAGCUGUGAUGGACCGUCUGACUGGUGCAUCGAAAAGAUGCCUCUUCCUGCCACUAAAGCAUCGUGGGAGGCAGGCAACGAAGCAGCUUGGAUGGACACCAUUGGUGGAUCUUUAAAUUUUGCAAACAGACCAACAUUUGGCGACCUGUUUAGCAAUAGAGAUCUUCAGCACUGUACAGAUGACUCGUGGGAAGAGGGGUUGGAUGAGAUGGGAUUGAUUAGUUCAGUAGCUAGUUGUUUGUACUCAGAGACUGAUUCAAUAGCAUGAAUGGAUCUUCC